UCGGAAGUGAGUAUUUUUCGCGCUGAUUGGGAGAAGAGUUUCCGCAAGCUUUGAUUCAAGUUGAAUGAAAUCGGGGGUUUCAAGAUGAUUCAAACAGACUAUUUUCAAAUUUGAUAACUAUUCGAGAAAUUCAACAGUAGCUGAGUGAGGCUGGAGUUGGAUGGGAUGGACAGUAAGGGAUGGUCUGGGAUGGACAGUACCAGUAAGGGGCGGUCUCUGCCCUCGGUGCCAGAGGCCCUCAACCCAGUCAGCAUGAAGCAGCCAUCUGAGCCCCUGGGGGGGGAGGAUGGGUCGGGUGGGGGUGACCUGGGGGUGGACCCUGCCCUGCUGAUGGACAAGGCAGCUGCCCAGUUGGCCGUGACGCUCCAGGACAGUGUUCUAAACCAGAUGGCCUCUCAUGGUCAUAGUCAUGAGAGGCUGAAGGACCUGACGUCCCGCAUGCUGAACGGAGACCAGGACAAGCUGCCCAAGCUGUGCCCCCCCGAGCCCCCCAUCCUGAAGUGUACUGAAGCCCCCUACUCCCACCCCAGCCCCCAGAGGAAGGGGAAGCCGGCGCGCUUCGAGACGUUCUGUGGAGAGGGGCCCAACCUGCCUACUGAGGACCUCCUGGUUCCAGCCAGUAGGGCGGGGAGGAAGAGGAGACUCAUCAAACCCAAACCUCUGCACAAACUUGCCUCUAACCAUGACCCAGUUCCUGUGGAGGUGUCAGUUGCCAGUCAGCCAGAGGAGGGCACUGCUGCACCACAACAGAUCCAGCAGGCCAGUCCUCUGGUGGAACAGAGACAGGAAGAGGAGCUCCCUGUCAAUACAGUGUUCUCUGUGGGUGAUGUCGUGUGGACCAAGGUGUCAGGAUACCCAUGGUGGCCCUGCAUGGUCUCUACCGACCCAGAACUCAACACACACCUCAAACACAAAGCAAUUAACAGCCAUACGUCUGGCAUCCUAUAUCACGUCCAGUAUUUUGGGAACACCCCGGAGAGGGGCUACAUCUUUCAGAAGAACAUGGCCUCCUUCACAAUGUCAUCACUGUCCUCUGAGCUGUACUGUCAGCCUGAGCUGUACUGUCAGCCUGAGAUGUACUGUCAGCCUGAGCUCUACUGUCAGCCUGAGCUCUACUGUCAGCCUGAGCUCUACUGUCAGCCUGAGCUCUACUGUCAGCCUGAGCUCUACUGUCAGCCUGAGCUCUACUGUCAGCCUGAGCUCUACUGUCAGCCUGAGCUCUACUGUCAGCCUGAGCUCUACUGUCAGCCUGAGCUCUACUGUCAGCCUGAGCUCUACUGUCAGCCUGAGCUCUACUGUCAGCCUGAGCUCUACUGUCCUUUACUAGUAGUUCUGAGUUUUACUGUCCUCUGUCCCCAGAGUACCACUUCUUCCGUACCCAGGAAGCUCCAUGCCCAAUGGGUGGUGGGCAUCACUCAGGCCAAGGAAGCUGCCAGCCUGACCCUGGAGGAACGCCUGGCCAAGUACACCUUUACCUACGAUACUAACGGGCCACACAUCAACCCCCGCCUGCAGGCUGAGCCCGGCUGCGCUGAGCAUGUCCCCGCUGAGCUCGGUCCCGCUGAGCAUGGCCUCGACCUUGGACCAGAGCAGACAAAGGCCCAAACCCCGGACCAGGAGCUAUCCAGGCUGACCCUCCUGUCUCCCAGCCCAACCAAUUCCCAGGCCCAGCCCACCCCCACAGACUGCAGCACUUCACUGGAGAAAAAGAAGAGUGGCAGCCCCAGAACAACAGAUGGAACUGAGAAACAAGGGGAACGGAAGCAGACCACUUCAACACUGAAAAAGGAAACAACUAAGAAGACUAAAGUCCUGGUCUCUCAUAAAGGACAAACAGAGAUGCCCUCUCAGUUUUACCACAAUCUGGCCUCUAACUUGUUUCCAGCUGAGAAGGAUCGUCAGAAGAAGCAGCUGCCUUGUAAACAAGCUCUAGAAAUCGAUGAGGACAAGGACCAACAACCCAAGAAGAAACGCGAAGUUGGUGACAAACAGAAGAACAUGGCUGUGUGUAGGGAGCAUGAGAAGAACAUGGCUGUGUGUAGGGAGCAUGAGAAGAACAUGGCUGUGUGUAGGGAGUAUGAGAAGAACAUGGUUGUGUGUAGGGAGCAUGAGAAGAACAUGGCUGUGUGUAGGGAGCAUGAGAAGAACAUGGCUGUGUGUAGGGAGUAUGAGAAGAACAUGGCUGUGUGUAGGGAGUAUGAGAAGAACAUGGCUGUGUGUAGGGAGUAUGAGAAGAACAUGGCUGUGUGUAGGGAGUAUGAGAAGAACAUGGCUGUUCAAAAUUGGCUGGCUACUCCAUAUGCUUUUGGAAAACACUGCCAGUAUGUUGCCUUUUUAGAUGUCCAUGAUGAUGAUGAUGAGUCGGAUCUUCCUCUCCUAACUCUAACCCCAGGCUGUGUCAGCAGAGUCCUCCGCCCCACGAAGAAGAGAAACGGAAAGAAAACGGAGACACAUGUUAAAGGAUUCACUAGUUCUAAAGAACUAGAGAAGACAAAGCCAAUCAGGAAGAGGAGGCUGGACUCAGCCAGCCAGUUAGCAGCCUCCCAGACCAAAAAGAGGAAGAGAGCAGCAGCCAGUCCUGAGCCAGAGGGCUCUGGCAUUGAGGAGCGUCCAGAGUCCCCCAGUGACAGCAUAGACCAGACCAAUGGGGCCAAGAAGACUAACGGAGGAGGCCCCAAGAAGGAAUCUGUCUGUCAGGUGUGUGAGCAGGCUGGAGAGGACGUGGAGCCAUGUGAGGGUCAGUGCUGUGGGUCCUUUCACCUCUCCUGUCUAGGAUCCACCCUGAAACCAAAGGACAAGCUGCUCUGUCCAGACUGCACCUCAGGGGUGCACCAGUGUUUCAUCUGUAAGCUGUCGGAGGGGGAGGUGCAUCGCUGUAACGUGCAGCACUGUGGGAAGUUCUACCAUGAAGCCUGCGUCCGCCCCAACGCCCUCACGGUUUUCGAUAAGGGCUUCCGCUGCCCCCUCCACUCCUGUCUCAGCUGCCACUCUAGACCCAAGGCUACCAAGGGUAAGCUGAUGCGUUGCCUGCGCUGCCCGGUGGCGUACCAUACAGGAGAGGUGUGUGUUGCGGCUGGCAGUGAGAUGUUGACCCCCACCACCAUCAUCUGCACCAACCAUUUCUCACCCAAGAAGGGCUACAGCCACCACUCUCAUGUCAACGUCAGCUGGUGCUUCGUCUGCUCCAAAGGUGGUCAGCUCCUGUGCUGUGAGUCGUGUCCAGCAGCGUUCCAUCCAGACUGUCUGAACAUAGCCAUGCCGGAUGGCAGCUGGUUCUGUAACGACUGCCGGGCCGGAAAGAAACCCAAAUACAGAGACAUCAUCUGGGUCAAACUGGGCAACUACAGGUGGUGGCCUGCAGAGAUCCAUCACCCUCGGAACAUCCCCACCAACAUCCAGCACCUUCGCCACGAGAUCGGAGAGUUCCCAGUCUUCUUCUUUGGUUCUAAGGACUACUUCUGGACGCACCAGGGCCGAGUUUUCCCCUACAUGGAGGGAGACAGGGGCAGCAGGUUCCAGAAGAAUGGGAUAGGGAAGGUCUUCAAGAACGCGCUGUUGGAGGCGGAGACUCGCUUCAAGGAGAUCAAGAUGGAACGUGAGGAGGCGACCAACCGGAAACCACCUCCGUACAAAUACAUCAAGAUCAACAAGCCCUGUGGCCGUGUGCAGGUCUACACAGCUGACGUGUCGGAGAUCCCCAAGUGUAACUGUAAGCCCACGGAUGAGAAGCCGUGUGGGUUUGAGUCAGAAUGCCUGAACAGGAUGUUGAUGUACGAGUGCCACCCUCAGGUCUGUCCCAACGCAGAGCGAUGCUGCAACCGGGACUUCACCAAAAGACACUACCCAGAGACUAAGAUCAUCAAGACUGCUGGCAAGGGCUGGGGCCUGGUGGCACUACGGGAUAUUAAGAAGGGUGAGUUUGUGAAUGAGUACAUCGGAGAGCUGAUCGAUGAAGAGGAAUGUCGCUCCAGGAUCAAGUACUACCAGGAGAAUGACAUCACUCACUUCUACAUGCUCACCAUCGACAAGGAUCGGAUUAUAGACGCCGGCCCUAAAGGGAACUACUCCCGCUUCAUGAACCACAGCUGCCAGCCCAACUGUGAGACGCAGAAAUGGACGGUGAACGGAGAUACCAGGGUUGGGCUCUUCGCUGUAUGUGACAUCCCUGCUGGGACAGAGCUCACCUUCAACUACAACCUGGAUUGCCUUGGUAACGAGAAGACUGUGUGUCGCUGUGGGGCUCCCAACUGUAGUGGUUUCCUUGGAGACCGGCCAAAGGCCUCCGGUUUCCAGGCCGCGGAGCCCAAGAAAGCCAAGAAGAAAGUGAAGAAGCGUCGGACGCGGAACGAGGGGAAGGAGUCUGAGGACGAGUGUUUCCGCUGUGGAGACGGAGGGCAGCUGGUUCUGUGUGACAAGAAGAGCUGCACCAAGGCCUUCCACCUCUACUGCCUGGACCGCACCAAGAGACCCUUUGGGCGUUGGGACUGCCCGUGGCACCACUGUGACGUGUGUGGGAAGCCAUCUGAGGCCUUCUGCCAGCUGUGCCCCAACUCAUUCUGCAAGAACCACCAGGAGGGGGCACUACGGCCCUGGCUGCACACCGGACAACUCUGCUGCCAGGAGCACGAUGACCCCUGACCUGGAGCGGACUGACUGAUCAGGUGCCUCUAAACGCUCCAAGAGGCAGAGCUGCAGCAGAACAUGACCCAACUCUGCUGCCAGGAGCAUGAUGACCCCUGACCUGGAGCGGACUGACUAGGUGCCUCUAAACGCUCCAAGAGGCAGACCUGCAGCAGAACAUGACCCAACUCCAUAAUAAUGUUUUCAAUAUGACUGACAGCACUGUACGUCUCUCUCAUCAGGGACUUUCUCAACAGCUCAUUCAACCAAUCGGGUCCUUCCACUCAGCUUGUACCUGCUGUGUUUGUCUGUAACUCGUCUGCACUGUGGUAGAAAGCACAAAGACAACAUGGCACCUCGGACAGAUUCAACAUUAGUCUCAUCAUUCCUCUCCCCAGUAGUUUUUUUGUGUGUGUGUGUGUAUAUAUGUGUAUGUAUAUGAAAGACCAAAACGAAAAUACUGGAAUAUUGUUAGUACCAGGUUGAAACUUUUUAUCAUAAGGCACUAUGGAUAAGUCUUGACUUCUGUUUACUAUAGGCAAGUACUGCAUAUUGUUUUCAUUUGAGUAAUGUGAUGCCCACCUGUUCAGAGUUAUUAGAGCUGAAACGCCAUCACGUCGCUGCUGACCUCAAUACCGGAAUAAAGAGGACUGUGGUCCACGAUCUGCUGGAGAAAAGUCUGGAACAUUUACACAUUGUCUAAUGACAGCUGAUUCUAGAUCCCUUAACCUGUCCAGGAAACACAUUGAGGUGUUUAAGAGUGAAUUUAUUUGACAUGACAGAACUGGUCAUAACAAUGAUGCAGCCGUCAAUGGUACAAAAUAUUUUUCUGUAAAAAUAAUUUAUUCCAAGCCCAGCCAUCCUGUCUUUAGUGCAAACACUAAUAAUAAAAGGUGGUUUCAGUCUUAAGCUCUGGGCUGUUUUGCCUUGACAGGUCAUAGAUCAGACCCGCCCUGCUCAUGGGGUUCUAUUCAAACCGUACCGCUGAAGGUCAGUGUUAUUGGAGGCAGCAUUUGUCCACUCAAUCAGAAAUUCUUUAAACGUCGAUCCCACCAAUCAGCGAUCGCUUAGACAUUGUCAGGAAGGUUAGUGUUUAUCUAGUUCAAUACCCAAACACCUCCACAGCAUCAGCCCCUGUUGGUUCAAGGGUUUCUAGAAAUAUUAUUCUGACUCAUUGUAUGGUUUCAGGUUAAAUUUCCAUUCAUUUUCUACUAAUCAUUAAUGCUUGACCAUUCUUUUGCAAGUGCUAUAAUGUGAUUUCCAAACUACAAAUUAAAUACAUGGCUUAUGCUUCAACAAAAA
Molecule: messenger RNA, 5922 nt
Organism: Oncorhynchus gorbuscha (pink salmon)
Lineage: Eukaryota; Metazoa; Chordata; Actinopteri; Salmoniformes; Salmonidae
Product: histone-lysine N-methyltransferase NSD2-like
Biological process (GO): regulation of DNA-templated transcription
Cellular component (GO): chromatin; nucleus
Molecular function (GO): histone H3K36 methyltransferase activity; protein binding
Source: RefSeq, a predicted model, not a curated record